UUUUUGUGUUAGUUCUGGGCCUGCCGGUCGCGUUCCAUUUAGCGUUUUCUUAGGCUCCUUGCCAACAUGCGUGGCAUUACGAAACAAAUUACACACUACCGCGAAAAUUCAACCUAAUUUAGUUUAUCUUUACACUUCAACGGGCAUGAGAAACACUUUGAGUAUACGAUAGAAAAGAGAAGGCAAAAUAGGUCGCGUGAUAAUGCGAACCCUUUCGGAAUGGGACGUGGCCCAAGAAAAAUAUUCGCCACUCUUAUUGGUAGGUCCAUCACAACACGGGAAAAGUGGCAAAGCCGAUAAACAUUUGCGUAAUUAAAAAUCGAGAAAAAAAACAGACAGUCACGGAAAAGGAAGGGUUGGAGCCACACAAUCUACCUGUUUUUUUUUAUUUUUGGUCAGUUUUGUAAGUGACCGGCGGCCAUUGCAGGCUCCCACGGGCAACAUGGUUGUCCAAGCUGGGCGGCAAUGAGCGGCGUGUAGCACUUGAACAUCAGCGGCUGUGUGCGAACCGAACUCGGUCUCUCUUUUGUCCUCAAGAUGGGGCAUCCUCCUCUGGAGUUCAGCGACUGCUACUCGGACAGUCCUGACUUCAGAGAGACGCUCAAGUGCUAUGAAGUGGAGCUGGAGAGAACUCGGAAAUUCCUAAAGGAGCUGAUAAAGGAUGGAAACAGUGUGAUCAAUGCAAUAAAAGGUUAUUCUGUGGCAGUACAGAAGUUCUCCCAAACCCUCAGCCUGUUCCAGUUCGACAUCAUAGGCGAGUCCCUGACAGAUGAUGAGAUUAACAUUGCUCAGUCCUUCCAAGAGUUCGCGGGACUCCUACAGGAAGUGGAGCAUGACAGGGUGAUGCUGGUUCAGAAUGCUUCAGAUCUACUCAUCAAACCUUUAGAGAAGUUCAAAAAGGAGCAAAUAGGAUUAACAAAAGAGAAAAGGAAGAAAUUUGAGAAGGAAAGUGAAAAAUAUUACUCCCAGUUGGACAAACACCUGAAUCUUUCUGCCAAGAAGAAGGAGAGUCAACUUCAAGAGGCUGAUGAAAUCUUGUAUAAGGAGCGAGUUAACUUCUAUGAGUCCUCCGUGGAAUAUGUGUACCAGAUCCAUCAGGUCCAAGACAGGAAGAAGUUUGAUGUGGUUGAGCCAGUGCUGGCGUUUCUUCACAGUGUUUUAACCCUCAACAACCUGACGGUGGAGAUGACACAGGACUUCAUGCCCUACAAGCAGGAGCUUCAGCUCAGUCUGCAGAACACAAGGAAUCACUAUGAGAGCACUCGUGAUGAGAUGGAGGACCUCAUGAAACGAAUGAAGCACUCGUCGCAGAUCUGCAAAAUUCCCAGUUGGCUUCCUGUGGAAGGCUAUCUGUACUGUCAGGAGAAGUGGGCUCUGGGCGUGAGCUGGGUGAAAUACUACUGCAAGUACCACAAGGAGGGGAGAAUGCUGUUCAUGGUCCCCUGUGAACAGAAACCCACCACUAAACAGGGCCCUACUCAGCUCACCUUGAAGUCUUGCAUCCGCCGGAAAACAGAGUCCAUAGACAAGCGAUUUUGUUUUGACGUGGAAGUUAAUGAGAGAAACACUCCAGUCACGUUCCAGGCUCUUUCGGAGGAAGACAGGAAGUUGUGGAUGGAGGCCAUGGAUGGAAAGGAGCCUAUCUAUCACUCCCCAAUUCAAAACCAGGCGGAAAUGGAAUUGAAUGAAAUUGGAUUCAAGUUUGUGCGGAAGUGCAUCAACUACGUGGAAGAAAAGGGAGUGACACAAGAGGGCCUGUACAGAACAGUCGGCAGCAACAUCCAAGUGCAGAAGCUUCUAAAUGCAUUCUUUGAUCCUGCAAACUCAGCUGACGUGGAUCUGAAUAGUGGCGACUGGGACAUUAAAACCAUCGCCAGUGCCAUGAAGUUUUAUCUGAGAAGCCUUUGUGAACCUCUGAUGACCUACGAUCUGCACCGAGAUCUCACGUUAGCUGCAAAGUCGGACAGUCUUGACUUUCGACUGAGUGAAAUCCAUUCCCUCACCUACAAGCUGCCUGAGAAAAAUCGAGAGAUGCUAGAGAUGCUCAUCAAACACCUGGUGGUCGUGUGCAGUCACAGCGAAGAAAACCUCAUGACUCCUUCAAACAUGGCCGUCAUCUACGGACCCACGCUGAUGAGAGCCAAGGAGGAGACAGUGGCCGCCAUGUUGGAUAUUAAAUUCCAAAAUAUUGUCGUGGAGAUAUUGAUCGAGGAAUACAACAAGAUUUUCAGUCAUAUGCCAGAGGACAGCAGCGCCCCACCCGUCCCUCCUCCACGCAUCACCCCGAGAAAGCGACAGCCCAUCACCAUUUCCAAGCGGCCGCCUCGUCUCUAUCCACCUCUGAGUCACGAGCGCUUCCAGUCGCCGCUGCAGCAGCACACUGAAAAUGGCCAGAGUAGCGACUAUGCGGCCGAAAGGGACGUGUCAGCGAGCCCUGUCCCCCUGCAGAGGACCAAAUCCCCAAACUACGUUCCAUUCGUCCCCCGAGAACCUCCUCGGAGACAAGCGCCAGUGCACAGAGCCACCAGACCAGGCGACUGUGAUGACCCCAAAGUAGAAAGACAAGAAUCUUCUUCAAUGUCAAACGGGGAGUCUGGAUUCCCUUCAUUCCAGAGCAGGAGACCUCCUCUUAAAGUGGAAUGUGAGGGUCCCAUCAAAACAAGGCCCACAGAGAAACCACCCAUAUGUAGACCCCCGACGAGGCCUCCUGAGCCCCCCUCUAGGACACCCUCUUUUAAGAUCCAGAGCACUGCCAGCAGCGAUGGAGCCGCAGCGUCUUAUGUUGCCUCGAAGAUGAAAUUUUUUGAGAACGCCUCAAAGCAAGUUAGCAGUGAUCCAGUCUCACAGUCAGCAGCUACAAAUGUGAAAAAAGAGAAUUCAAGCUAGACAAGGCAGUGCGGCCUCAACACGGCAAGCUGCUCGUAGUGUGAAGAGUCGCACAUCAACUCGCAGAACAAGUUCCAUUGUGUGUGUGUGUGUGUGUGCGUGCGUGUGUUGCAAAAAACAACACAAGCAGUGACUUUUGAAUGUUCAAGCACAUUUUUGUUUUUGAACAUCAUUCUAAAGUGAAAAGAGUUCCUUUUUUUUUACACAGUCUUGUUCCACGCUGGUAAAAGUAUUGAUUGGUUACUAAAACGACUAACUUGUAAUUGUCUCAAAACACUUUGUAAUGUUCUUUAACUUGUCUGAUUCACAAUAGUUCAAGUGCACUUUUAUAUUAUGAUCUUAAUCAAAAAAUAGCCAAUAGAUUUGUGUCCAAAAUAAACCUGAAAAUGUCAGUACAGUGUUCAUAAGGUAAACGUGUUGCUCUUUCAGAGGCCAUGAACUAAGAAUACUUUAAAGUAUUUCCUACCCUCCUACUUCAACUUUUGAUCAAAUGUUUCUGUUUGCACUUCCAAAAAGGGUUACAUUUUAAGCUACUUUUUUGUUGUUUUGUUCCAUAUUGAUUCUCCUUGUUUUCUUUUCCUUCAACUUGAAAAUUGUGUUUGCUUUCUCAUGUUUUCAUAAAGAGAACAAAUAAAUAUGAACGAUGUGAAUAGUCGGACAAAGAAGCCUGAUACUCUUUCGUUUCUAUGCCAUAAAAAUAACGUAACUGAGGGUGUCACUAAAGAUAAUAAUUGACUACACGUUUUCCCCUUUCCAAUUCACCAGGGGUCUCAUGUAUUGAGCUUGCGUACGCACAAAAACCUGACAUUCGCCCUCUGUCACAGCAAAGAUGAGAUGUAUCAAGAGUGAAAUAAACGUAAUGUGCGCUG
Molecule: messenger RNA, 3755 nt
Organism: Nerophis ophidion (straightnose pipefish)
Lineage: Eukaryota; Metazoa; Chordata; Actinopteri; Syngnathiformes; Syngnathidae
Product: oligophrenin-1-like
Exons: 24
Coding region: 538-2886 (782 amino acids)
Biological process (GO): signal transduction
Cellular component (GO): cytoplasm
Molecular function (GO): protein binding; GTPase activator activity
Source: RefSeq, a predicted model, not a curated record